Molecule: messenger RNA, 4481 nt
Organism: Solea senegalensis (Senegalese sole)
Lineage: Eukaryota; Metazoa; Chordata; Actinopteri; Pleuronectiformes; Soleidae
Gene: stbd1
Product: starch binding domain 1
Exons: 3
Coding region: 114-2855 (913 amino acids)
Cellular component (GO): membrane
Molecular function (GO): starch binding
Source: RefSeq, a predicted model, not a curated record
GUCCACGGGAGUCCACGGGAGGAGGAUCAGCGGGAGCAGGAGCAGCUUCACUCCCACCAUCAGGCCUCCUUCAUGAUCAGCACCUGAACUGAACUCAGUCCUUCCUCCAAAAAAUGUCGCCGGAAAACAGCAACAGCGCCGUGGCUGCGGAGACACGCGUGGACCUGGCCUCGCUCUUCUGCAUGGUCGGACACCACGGUCCCGCCGUGGGUCUGUCUCUAAUCGCGGCUGUGUUUCUGCUGCUGGUGGGUCUCACCGUCUACCGGACCGUGAGGUGGACGCGGAGGAAGGCCACGACCACGGACACGACCACGACCACGACCACAGCAGGCGACGGUGACAGCGGCAGCCCCGCGAACCGCCCACGACACGAGCCGAACACCGAGGAACCACGCAGCAGCAGCAGCAGCAGCAGCAACAGCAGCUCCGUGGAGUCAACAGAUGGGGUUCAGUCAGGUAUGAAGGAGGAAGGCGAUCCAAAAGUCAGGCAUCGCCGUGCAGCUCCUGCAGCUGCUGCUGAGAAGAAACACCGUCCUCUUUAUUCUUCUUCUCCUGCGAGCGACGUCCAAAUGACAGGAGACAAACACGCGGCUUCAGACCUCACAGACGCAACUACAGUCGAGCAGGACUCUCAUGAAGAAGCAAAGACGUUUGAAGCAGAAGAGAAAGCCAAACAAGAGAAGGAGUAUUUUCAGUGCGUGUCAAGCAGCCAUGUGAACUUCGACCCCCCAGCGCCUUGUGUGAAUGAUAAUGUUGUUAAUGACGGACUACGACAAGAUAACAAAGUUGCCCCAGAGAUAAAUGGCACAGAGUCUAACUCUGAAGACCAGUCGGAUAAUCUAGAUCACAGCGAACACUCCUGCAAUCACUUCUCUCCAGAAGAAGAACGGUCUGAAGCCCAACAAGGACGGCAAACGGAGACCUGUCCUUCCAAAUCUGGACUUAACCUGUCGCCUUCACAGCAGGACAAGGCGACACCAUCCGUUUUGGACUCUGAUGUGACUGGAAAAGAUUUAGGUGACGACCAAGUUCCUACAGCUGCUGAAUUUGACACCCGUCCACCACAGUCUCGUCAGACGGACCAAGAAGAUGAACAUGGUCUUGUGGAUCAAGAUGAAGGUGUGAUCUCAACCGAGGCUGAUCAGGUUAAAGAGAAAAUACCAACUAGUGUUGACUCUGAUAGUCCAAGUGUGGAACUCAAACCUUCUCAUUUGAAUGAGCCUGUAAAUGUUGAUAAUCUUGAGGAAGCUGAAAUCUCAGGCCUAGAAGGUUACCCUGAAGUGUCAGUGGAUCUUCAACCCCCACAGAGUGGACUUAAAGUUGAAGAGUUGGCCACAUCUUUGGAGAAAGAAACAGAUUUGACUAUUCCGGACUCUUACCUGCCGUCUACCAACAAAGAUUUAAAGUACGAAAAGAACGAAGCUGCUGCAGAAGAAAGCGCUGACCUUCACGUGCUCCCAUCUUACAAAGACCAAACAACCGGCCAAACUGUAAAUGGGGAAACUUACAAUAAAACCAGUGUCAGUGCAGCUUCUGAUAUAGUUCCAGGUGAUACUGCUGCUCCUGAUUCUUCAGAAACAGUCAAUGCUCCUCUAACAGGAGAGGAAACAUCUUGUUCUCACCUCCCAUCUGUUUGCCAAGAGCCAAAACGUGACCACAGGGAAAUUAUUGAAACUUUUACUGAGACUCAAAUUCCUGUGACCAACGCAGGUGUUUAUAUUGCAAAAUCUGUGAUGUCUGAACAAAUAUCUGACCCCGACAUGUGGACUUUGUCCCAAAACCAAGAAAGUGACCAAAUACAAAACAAUGAAGAUCCUUCUGUUGUGGCUCAUGACCUUAUUCAUCCCUUGAGUCAGAUUAAAUUGCAGCCUUUUGAGCAAAGUGAGCUGAACGUACCAUCUCCUGGUGUCGGAGAAGAGAGCGGGAUCUCGAGCAUGACUGUUAGUCCUGACGUGCAAGACUCUGGUAAUGAGUUUGGCAAGAUCGUUGACGAUAUGGUGGAUGGUGAUCCAGAGUCUGAGGAAAUGACCAAGGCUCAAAACAUAGUCUUAUCCGUCUUUAGCACAGAAACCACGGGCGUCACGCUUCGUCACACAGAUUGGAAUCAAUAUGAUCUGUUUGCGGUCAACGAGGACACGUUUGGCCAUGAGAUUGAGGACAGCUACCACUCGGCAAUGGAACAGUUUAUGAUGCAGAUUGCAGGAAAUGGUUUGAGCUCGGCCGAUGAGCCCAAAAAACUGUCAGACAUGAAAGGCACCUUUGAGGUCAUGGAGAUUAAGGAGAAGACAGAAGUCGUCAGAAUUACAAAGAAAGCGGAAAACGGUGCAGAAAAUGAGACGGAAGAGUUAUAUGAAAAGACUGAAAUCAGUAUCAUGGAAGCGACGAUGGACAAUAACGAAUGGAUCAUGGACAGUAACUACCAAUUUCCGCCCUGGAUGAGCCCUUACAUCGCACCUUCUGCCCAAGACCACACAAAAACCAGAGAGCUUCCCACUGAAGAUGCCACAGAUGGUGUUUGUAGAGAUACGGAAAAUUACAAAAAAGGUCAGCCGAUGUCCCAGAACAUUAAUGUGACCUUCCGCAUCCACUAUGUCACGGACUCGCCGUACCAGAUGGUGGCCGUCACAGGAAACCAGCAGGAGCUCGGGAACUGGAAGAAAUACUUCCUGAUGGAGAGCGCCAAGGACGGACUCUGGACCGCGGUGGUCAGUCUGCCCACAGAGAGCCGGGUGGAGUGGAAGUUUGUGGUAGUGGACAGGGGCGAAGUGUGUCGCUGGGAGGAGUGCGACAACCGUCUCCUGGAUACAGGCCGCGGAGACGCCCUGACGGUGCACAAACUGUGGGGGAUUUUAUAGGAGGAAGACCGAGAUGAAAGAACGGCAGAGGUGAGAGGCUGAAAAGCUGGGUUUCCAUCAUAGUUCGGUUCGGUUUUGGUACAGUGCGGUACGGUCUGGGACAGUGAAAGCUCUGGGUCAGGUGUGUUUUGACUGAGAAUUUGGUAGAUGGGGUACAACGUCGGCUGCGUUGCGCGACAAUGGCGUAACGACAAUGGCCGACGACAUCGAAUGCGAGUGGUAGUGUUUUUUAAAUUCUAUGGGAUAUUUACACCAAAUGCAAUGUAGUGACAUUUUUCAGUCUUCCAAUCAGCUGACUUGUUGGUGGAGCUAGCCUACUAUUUUACUUUGGUACCCCAAAAUAUGGAAUGGUAGCGCCUGAUUAUUUUGGUGCUAUUCCUAAUGGAAAUGCAAAAACACGUACCGUUCUGUACCAAACCAAACUGUUCCACUCGAUGGAAACACGGUUAAAGUAACGUGACUAGUCCGCUUUGGUCCUGGACAUUUCAGAAUGAUUUGUAAAUCUAUUCACAAGAACCCAAUGAUGAUACAGUAGAUUAAAACUGUCUAAAACACAUUAUAAUUAUGGUGAAAAGGUGAUAUUCUGGAUUAAAAUUAUGCCUAAAGGCCUAUGUUAAAACUUCAGUGCGUAACUUUUGGCGAUUUUUGUUGUUGAGUUAUCGAACUACGAGACCUGACUAGGGGACGAGAAGCGCGUGGACGCAGUCGUCUUACAUUGCUAGUACAUUUCCUGUGUUCAGAGCGGGAGUGUCACCGGGCGACACAUGACCCAGUCAUUUGACAGUAGUAACACAUUAGAUUUCUUUGUAUUUAAAAGUUACGCACUUGAGCUUUAAUUUGAUUGUUUGUUAGUUUUUCAAGACAAUUUUAAUGGAAUGUGGAAAUGUGACUUUACUCAGAGUUGGUAGUUGCACAUAAAAGCCAUUAAAUCAAACGUUCAAAAAUAAAUACACAAGGUUUUAAUCUGAGUCUGGUGGAGUUUUUUUUUAUAAAAUGCCCAAUUUCUAUGAUUAUUUCAAUAAAUAAUUACUCUAAUGGACCCUAAGAGGAUUUCCCUCUAACAGCCAGUGAUUCAUUAGAAUUUUAAGUGAACUGAACACUAUAGACAGAAGCUUUAACGUACUUUUAUUUAAUUUUUUUCCUGUGGCAAUAUUUUUGAAACUGCUCCUCUUUAAAAGUGACUUAAUGAAAGUGUACAUUUUUUUUGUAAAUGUAUAUAAAAAAAAACUAUGUGCGUACUACUGUCCAUAUGCUGCUUAAAUACCCUCUUAACAAUCUUUAAUAAUAAAAUGCACAUAGUUCACUUUUACACAGCAAUAAUGGAAGCAAUAAUUGUGGAGUAUCUGCUGUUUGGCUGGUGUGAUUUCAGGUAUCCUCGUGUGUGUUAACCACUAAACUGUGACAUCGUCGUGACGCUGACGCUGCUUCUAUCUUGUGUGCAUGUAAGAUUGUAUCCACUGAUGUUCUAUGAAUGUGCCUUUUCAACAUGAUUGUGUUCCGUCUCACACUCUUAAACGCUGUCAGUGUCGACUCUGUAUCUCAGAUUAUCUUAAUAUGCAAUUAUUCUGAAGAUGUUACUACUCUUGAAUGUUGUUGAUUAAAAUGAGAGUUUACCAAACAAACAAA